GGCAUAACUUCAACAACACAGAAGAAAAUUUGAGGAAGAGUUUCACCGACAGAUUUAAUUUGUGACAUUCCUAAUUGGGAGGCUUACAGAGAUGCAAUGGUGAAGUAUUAAUUAAAUGUAGAAGAAACAAAAAUGCAAGACACACAUUGGCUCAUGUGAAGAUCUGGUUGACUGAUGUUAGGGGCCUUUCAAUAUGAAAAGAAUAAAAUGUUCCUUACUCCCAAGCUUUAUUUGCAAGAGAAAAACAAAUAAAAACGGUAUGUAAUAACGAUAAUUGAUAGAGCAUACAAAUAAUUCUGCUAAAUUCACAUGUAAUUAGAUGUUUAUUCUGAACCCUUCUUGCAGGGCUCCCCAGAUGGACAAACGCAGUAGCCCAAGAUUCUCAAAAACAAGAUUCCCAAUCUUUUGAACAAUGGGACACAACUGAUAACGUUUUCUGACUAUCGUCGCGUUUCUGCGUGUGCAUGUUGUCGAUCGUCCGAUAAUGAGAGCGAUAAUCUCGAGUUAUCAGGAGCCUGCCUACUUUUAAGAUAAUUAGAAUGGAUAGAGGUAUAGAGCAAGAGUCUGGAAAACAGACGUUCCAAAGUUAUUGGCCUAUGUGCGUCUAUUUUGCUCGUCGGUGGAAGCUGGAAAGAAAGUUCAGUUCUCCAAGAAACCAAGGAUCAUGGCUGUGAAAGAGUGGUUCAGGAGGCUGCAGCCGGUCCAGUUGUACCUGGUCCUGUUCUUCACCACCACUUUCUUCGUCGUUGAGAUUGUUGCUAGUCACGUGACUCACUCGUUAACGUUGCUGCUAAACGCUUACCACAUGCUGUGCAACGUAAUCGCGCUCGCUGGAUGCAUCGCAUCGAUCAAGUCGCCGAGUGAGAGAUCCGGAAAGGAGCGAGAGGUCCGUGAAAGCGAGAAGCCGAACAGAUUAGUGGAAAGAGCACAGAACGUGUGUGAUGCUUUGCUACGUAAAACAAGCAGCGCCCCCAACAUCGAACCCCCUGUUUUGUCUACGGGUUUCCCCUCGUCUCGCUCGAGAACGAAGUCGAGCCGAAUAGCUCAUCGUCGAAGCGGUAGCGGCCACAGGGGCAACAGUAGCGCCAGCUCCUCGCGGAAUUCCGUAAUUUGUAUCAAUAAUGAAGAUCGAGGCUCGACGACGUCCCUGUCGACCAAGACCAAGCAAUCACGAUCGGACAGGAGGAUGAUGAACACUUUCGGCUGGGCGAGGAUAGACGUCCUCACCAUGCUCAUCUGCUGCGUUUUCCUCGCGUCCUUCUGUUUCUCCUUGUUGGUGGAAGCAUUGCAGACUCUGGUACACAUAGAUCAUUUAGAUGAGAUGCAUCAUCCGUUGCCUGUCUUAGCCAUCGGCGCAUCUGGUAUCCUCCUGAACCUCUUCUGUUACAUAGUGAUAGGAGGAUACACCUUCAAUCAGGGCAUCGUCUUGCACGUUACGAUGAAUGGAGACGUGAUACUGCGAAGGAACGUGGAUUCUCAGCAAACGGCGGAAGGCGAGCGACAGCUCACGACUCAAACCAGAAGAAGUCCUUUGGGAAUACCAAAGAGUCAAGGUUUUCGAGAAACGUGUCGCGACGUGCUUGGCUGCGUCUUCGUCAUGUUAGUGUCGGUCAUAGUAUACUUCACCGACUCCAACGUGGCGAAGUACAUCGAUCCUCUGUUUGCUUUUAUUUCGGCCAUCUCCCUCUUCAUUCUUAGCUAUCCAUACAUGAAAGAAUCCGGUUUGAUACUCCUCCAAACGAUACCGAAUCAUAUCAAUAUCGACUCGCUUAAACGGGAACUGCUGGAAGCGUUUCCUGGUAUAGUUAACGUUCACGACUUGCAUGUGUGGCAACUGACUGGGCAAAAGAUAAUAUCAACGGUGCAUAUCAUAUUUUUAGAUCCGACGGUUUACGCGAGCAUUACCAAUCAGGUUACGGAAUUUUUCAUAGAAAUGGGCAUAACCCAAGUGACCAUACAACCAGAGUUCCAUAAGAUGAGGCCACAUCUGGAGAAGAGCGGCUGUUUGAUCCGCUGUCAUGGCGAACGCUGUAGUUCCUCGCAAUGUUGCACCAAAGAAAAGUUCAUGGAGGAUUCGUGUUCGGAUGUGUCGGUGCAGAAAAUGCAGACUAUAAAUAAGAAGCUGGAGGAAGACGAAGUUAUUCCAUCCGUGGUUGACUCGAGAUCAUCUCAACCACAGAACGAAACGACAAAUAGGAGCUCGUGUCGCUCGAACGUCGAGGAACCACCGACUGACAAAGACGACGUUGUCGACAGUGGUGUCUACGCGGUAAACGUGGACGUCAAUGACCAAAAAUGCGUUACAAGCGACUCGAAUCACGAGAUCCAAUGUUAGCGUCCUAAACAUAAGGCUCUUUAUUUUUAUUCAUUCAUAGACGUAGAAUUAAGAGCUGUGUCGAUAGGAACAGAUGCUAAUUUGGAUGUAAACAGGGUAUGUUCACGAGACAAAUAUCAUCUUUCGAUACUCUCAUAAAAAUAUUUGUGAUGUAAGAUCGAAACACUUUAAUAUCGCUCAUUCCACACGAAGCCAUAUUUCAAAUCAAAGACUGACUGUUAAUAGUAAGGAGUAGGGAUACCUAAAUUGCGUCUG
Hylaeus anthracinus is the source of this 2590-nucleotide messenger RNA. RefSeq names its product proton-coupled zinc antiporter SLC30A1 (gene ZnT77C). Gene Ontology annotation, biological process: zinc ion transmembrane transport; detoxification of zinc ion; intracellular zinc ion homeostasis. The record is from RefSeq and is a predicted model, not a curated record. NCBI's taxonomy places the organism in Eukaryota, Metazoa, Arthropoda, Insecta, Hymenoptera, Colletidae. The coding region runs from base 665 to 2335 and encodes 556 amino acids. Gene Ontology annotation, cellular component: membrane. Gene Ontology annotation, molecular function: zinc ion transmembrane transporter activity. The transcript has 10 exons.